UACGACGAUCGGAAGAGCUCGCUCGCUCGCCGGAACGAAACGAAACCCUAAUUCCAGCUUCCUCUCUCGCUCUCUCUCUUGGAACUCUAUUGUUCACUUAAUUGCAAGGUAUCUGAAAAUGGGACUAAUCAGGAGCAGUUUCUUAUUUCUUUUUGGAACUGGUUGUGGCAUUUACAUUGCUCAGAAUUACAAUGUCCCAAAUAUUGAGAAGUUGGUGGAUACUUAUCUCAAGAAGGCAAAAGAAACUGAAGAAAUUUAUCGGAAGCGGAAGAAAGACGAUGAUUAAUUUCUGUUCCAGUUCUUUGUUCUUUUAGGUUUUUUACAUCAACACCAAACUGUUAGGCAAUGGCCUAUAACACAUCAUAGUAAUUUUUUUUUACCAAAACAGUCAUAGCUAACUGUAAAUUCCAUUCUAUUAGUACUUGAUUUUGUUUGGCCCUUUCUUGUUAUUCUAGUGAAAUGAAUAAUGAAAUUAAUACAGGUAUGUUUUACCGAAAGGUAAAACACUUUUGA
Molecule: messenger RNA, 513 nt
Organism: Dioscorea cayenensis subsp. rotundata (Guinea yam)
Lineage: Eukaryota; Viridiplantae; Streptophyta; Magnoliopsida; Dioscoreales; Dioscoreaceae
Exons: 2
Coding region: 119-286 (55 amino acids)
Source: RefSeq, a predicted model, not a curated record